Homarus americanus (American lobster) is the source of this 3088-nucleotide messenger RNA. RefSeq names its product neprilysin-1-like. Gene Ontology annotation, cellular component: plasma membrane. The record is from RefSeq and is a predicted model, not a curated record. The coding region runs from base 542 to 3025 and encodes 827 amino acids. Gene Ontology annotation, biological process: protein processing. Gene Ontology annotation, molecular function: metalloendopeptidase activity. NCBI's taxonomy places the organism in Eukaryota, Metazoa, Arthropoda, Malacostraca, Decapoda, Nephropidae. The transcript has 6 exons.
GAUAAAACGAGGCAUCUAGUGCAAGUGCAAUUAAAACGCCAUUGUCUCGCAGUUGAUAAAAAGAAAAGGUUAUAUACGUUUCACGUCUCCAUAACAGAGAUGUGACCAACCACCCAAGCGGUGAAGAGGAUUAAAGUAAAAGUUACACAUUUUUCACCAGUGGCACCAGUCACAAUGAAAAUUGUGCUUGUUGGUGGUAUAACCUUGACUUUCAAGUUAAAGAAUAUUACCAUCAAAGAGGUGGUAACUAAGUUACAGUGUACAACACAGUAAAUACACGAGAGUUGAUCCGCGUCGCAGGAGAAGCUGACAGAGAUCUUUCUGUAGCUAUUCAUAGUCCGUUUGGUUUGAAAUUUCCCUGAAUAACUUGGCAUCGUCCGCAAACAUAUGUAUGGAGGAUUAUAUAGCUUCUGGCAAGUCAUGUAUGUAACAAACAAACACUAAGAGGGCCCAGUACACUGCUCUGUGGUACCCCACUUGUCACGGGUACGCAUGACGAUUUCAUGCCGUUAAUCACUACACACUGCUGGCUACUGGAGCUAUGGUGUGUUGUCUCGUCAGGACCACCAUGGAGUCAAGAAGGAGCCGGGAGGACCUGGUGGUGGUGGAGGGGUCACGGGGAAGCGCUGGGUGUCUGUGGCUACGCAGGACCACUCUGGAGAAGGUGCUGAUGGGGGUGUCUAUCGUGGCUGUUCUUGCCUGCAUAGCCCUCAUCGGGGUAGUCGCUGUCAGAGGAUCGGGAACAGCGAUGCCACCUGACACACAGACCGGCAUAAGGUGUGCGCCAGCUCAAGUCCAACUGGAUGUACCGCCGCAGGACACAGGAGACCAUGGACGUGUUCACUCGGGUAAAGAUUUACAAAACGCUAAGAAUCUGACGCCCACACUGAAAAUGUCAACGCAGCUGCCGAGAUACUACGCCCGCACGGAAGAGGGGGUCGAGUAUGACAUCUGCAACACACCAGAAUGUAUCCUGGCUGCCGCUGCCAUCAUCGAGGCCAUGGACAAAACCAUCGACCCUUGCCAGGACUUCUACCAGUUUGCCUGUGGCGCCUGGAUGGAAAAGCACCCAGUGCCAGAGGAGUCUUCAAGAUGGAGUCAAUUCGACAUUCUUGACCUGGAGCUGAGUAACGCCUUGAGCAGCAUCCUCACCGAGCCCAUGAACCCACAGGACCCCGGCCCUAUCAAUCAGUCAAAGAACUUUUAUGCUGCAUGUGUAGACGAAGAACUGCUGGAGACUAUUGGCGUGACUCCCUUGACGAACUUUUUGUCAGAGUUUGGUGGCUGGCCCAUGACUCUGAUAGACUGGGAUGAGAACUCAUUUGACUGGCAAUUCUCUGUUGCCGAGGCCAAGAGGCAGUUGGGUGCGGACUAUCUAGUAAACGUGUGGGUUUUCGCCGAUCAGAAAAACACUGACCAAACCGCGAUAUAUAUAGAUCAGACAUCCCUGGGCAUGUCUAGAUCAGUGCUCACGACGCCCCAUAACUACGAGGAGAGAAUCAACGCCUACAAGACCUACAUAUACACCACAGCGUCAAUCAUAGCCACUUCCCUAGGAGAAGAUCCUAGCAACAUAGAUGCAGAAGUACUUGGUGUCGUUGAUUUUGAAAUGGCCCUCGCCAACAUAACUACUCCCGCUGAAGACCGACGAGACAUAAAUCUUAUGUAUAAUCCUAUGACAGUGUCAGAGCUUAGUGAGUUGAACGUAGGGUCAGAUAUACACUGGGAACAGAUACUGUCAACCAUGUUCGCCUCGACGGGAAUCCCUAUUGAUGGCAGCACAAGGGUGGUUGUCCAGGAGCCGGAGUACCUGAAGAAGUUGACAGCUCUGGUGGCAACAACCAGUCCUCGUACUGUGUCUAACUAUAUAAUGUGGCGUCACGUUCAGGCACUAGGUGACGAGACCAACCUCGCCAUGCGAGACGUCUCCUUUAAUUAUGACAUGGUAGCCACGGGCGUAACGGCUCAAGAACCACGCUGGAAGGUCUGUGCCGAUAAAUCCAACAACUUUAUGGGCCUGGCUGCAGGCACUAAGUACGUGGAGACCUACUUCUCCCAGCAGGCCAAGGAUGAAGCUAAUGAGAUGGUGGAUGACAUCCGCUCGGCCUUCAAAGACUUAUUGGCUGUCAAUAAAUGGAUGGAUGAAGACACAAAGCCUAAAGCCGUGGAGAAAGCGGAUACAGUAAGUAAGUUUAUCGCGUAUCCUGAAUGGUACGGCAACACCACCGCCUUGGACACCUACUACAGAGGCCUCCAGGACAUUGCGGACGACAACCAUUUCGUCAACACACAGAAGCUGCUGUUGUGGAUGAGCACGGAGGAGCUAAGAGACCUCGGGCACCCCACCAAGAGGAACAAGUGGCUCUCACCGCCUACCAUCGUCAACGCCUACUAUCUACCAGAGUUUAACUCCAUCACCUUACCGGCGGGCAUCUUCCAGCCACCCUUCUACCGCGCCAACUCCCUCCAAGCCCUCAACUAUGGCGGCAUUGGACAGGUAAUAGGUCACGAGCUAACACAUGGGUUCGACGACGAGGGACGCCAGAACGACAAGGACGGUAACGCCAUCCCGUGGUGGAGCUACGACACACUGGCGGCCUUCCAGGUUCGGGCCCAGUGUAUCGUGGACCAGUACGACAACAUCCGCGUCCCAGAGCUCGACGACCUCCUCCCUAACACGACUCUCAACGGCGUCAACACACAGGGUGAGAACAUAGCCGACAACGGUGGACUGCGGGAGGCGCUCCUGGCCUACCAGAAGUACAUCGAGCGUAGCGGAGAAGAGCCUCGCCUCCCAGGCCUCACAAACUACACCCCCUUCCAGCUGUUCUUCCUCGCCAACGCCAAUAUCUGGUGCGGCGCCAUCACCACCGAAGGUCUCCUCAACCAAGUGCUCACCGACUCCCACUCCCCCGCCAGGUACCGCGUCCUAGUACCUAUGAGCAACAUGAAGGAGUUCUCCAGCAUCUGGGGCUGUCCCGCCGACUCUGGCAUGAACCCGCCCCACAAGUGUGUCGUCUGGUAGCGUGGGAUCCACCCACUCACACCACACACUGGCAGCCUCUCCUCUCUCUCCUUUUAUAACUCU